This is a messenger RNA of Daktulosphaira vitifoliae (grape phylloxera), 1767 nucleotides long. RefSeq lists its product as uncharacterized. NCBI's taxonomy places the organism in Eukaryota, Metazoa, Arthropoda, Insecta, Hemiptera, Phylloxeridae. Bases 59 to 1732 code for a protein of 557 amino acids. The transcript is spliced from 2 exons. The record is from RefSeq and is a predicted model, not a curated record.
UAUUUUACUCUUAAAAAUAAUAUUAUAUAAUAAAUUUCGUUUCAUAAAAUUAAAAAAAAUGUCUAAAAAAAUUAUUUUAUAUGAGUUUUUCUUAUUUUUGCAAUUAAAUCAAAUUUUAGAUAUAUAUUGUAAUCCUCAAAGUGAAGAUUUCAAAAAAUACGUAAUUAACUCAUUAAACCACAUUCGUGUUCAAAAUGGAUGGAACUCCAUUCAACAAACAGCAAUUAAAGUUGAGGACAUAACAAUUAAUACCAAAACCGUAACAAGUGAAAUUAUCGAUGAAAGUAAUUUUAUACAAAAACUUUACUUUAUAACUUAUCUCCUAAACUGUGAAUAUACCAAUACAAUGCAAACUUUCAAUGUAAUGUUAGGCCUUGUUUUAAAUAAGUGUGAAAUGACUUUUUAUAAAAAUCAAAAUAAUAAAUUGAAUUAUUGCACAAGGCUAAUUAUUUACAUUUUUAAUUGUUCAAUAAAUAUGUUUAAAGAAAUGUUUAAAGUGGAAAAAUAUCUUGAAAAUAUUGACCUACGAAUUUUAGACUCGCCUAUCCUUAAUGUUAAAACUGUAGAUAGUGAAAUAAAUUAUUUUUACGCAUAUGCAGUUGGGUUAAGCAAUAUUUCAUUACUUGAACUACCUAGUACUUUUAAUGGGGUCAAUACUUUUGAAAGCAUAAAACAUUUUAAUAAAAAAGCGGAAUUAAUGAUAUCAAAUCUCUACAAAAAUAGAAAAGUAUGUGGGACAGAACACGAAAGUUCAAUUUUAGACAAAAUAUUGAUGAAAUAUAAUAUCGAUCAAAUGGAAAAACUGGUAGAGGACUCCAACGAAUAUAUUAAUGAUAUUUAUAAAGAUCUUGAAUUAUAUUUUACCGGAAUAAUUGAAAAUUGUUAUUCAAAACUAGGCUUUGAACAUCUAGAAGGAACAAAUAAGUUCAAGUAUAUUCAUUCCAAAAGAAAGAUAUACGGCCAUAAUGAAGGCAUUGUAUUGUGUAAUCAUUUUUUUAGUUAUACUGGUUGGCAAUCAUUGAAAUAUAUAGCUGUUAAAAAUGAAUUUACAAAGGGAAAAUCACUAUAUUUUAAAGAUAUUACAUGUACGGUUGAUUUGGAAAAUUAUUAUUUCGUGCGGACAUGUCUUGCACUUAUUUUAAGAUGUCGCUAUAUUGAAAUAGUUCGCAAUUUUUCUAUAAUGUUGGGACAUAUAGCUAAUGUUUGUAAAUGUGAAAAUAAAAUUAACUGUGCAAUUAAGCUUUAUGAAACACUUAUGAAAUCCAAUGACAUGUUUAAAAAAAUGUUAGUUGCUCUGACUACUUUGAGAUACUACAAAAAGGGUAUUAAAAAAUAUCAAUUUCAAGAAUUACUCUUAGAGAAACUGAUAGAAUUUUUUAUUGAUUAUUUGAAUGAUGUUAAAAAAAAGUAUUUUUCCCCAUUGUUAUUUAUUAAGAAUGGAUUUUAUGAAGCUGAAACGUUUCUUGAAGGCGUAGCUCACGUUCAAUCUUCAGAUUUACAGACGAAAUUAAAAAACGUGAUUCAAUUUAACAUGAGAUAUUGCCAAAUUAUUAAAUGUCAAUCAGACAUAUCCUUAAUUAUAAUAUUUGAACAAUUGAUUAAUAACAAUAAAUUAUCACAAUAUAGUACUACUUAUCAAACUAUGUGUGAUUAUUGGGACUCUUAUGUUCUACAGGUUGUGAAAAAUGAUUAUGAGUAUUUAGGUUUCAAUAAUUUACCGUGUAAAAUUUGAUUUUUUAUUUGAGACUUAUUAAAAUAUUGUAAUUA